This is a messenger RNA of Eucalyptus grandis, 1521 nucleotides long. RefSeq names its product probable arabinose 5-phosphate isomerase. Gene Ontology annotation, biological process: carbohydrate metabolic process; carbohydrate derivative metabolic process. Gene Ontology annotation, molecular function: isomerase activity; carbohydrate derivative binding. The record is from RefSeq and is a predicted model, not a curated record. Lineage: Eukaryota; Viridiplantae; Streptophyta; Magnoliopsida; Myrtales; Myrtaceae. The transcript is spliced from 3 exons. The coding region runs from base 251 to 1300 and encodes 349 amino acids.
CGUUGGUCACCACUCACCAUCAUCGACGAGAUGGCUUUGUAAACUUCUCUUUUUAAGCACCGACACUCUCUCUAAUUCCAAACCGCGUUUCCCCGCACCGAAUUCCGACACCUAAGAUCCCCGCGAAAUCAACCGGAUUAACGGCAAUUCCCCCCCAACUUCGCCCCAUCGUCAUCGUCAUCGUCUUCCUCUCGAAUCCAAAAAACCAGAUCUUUCAGAUCCGAAGAAGAAGGAGGAGGAAGAAGGAAUAAUGGGUUCUCUCCCUCCUCUCCCCUCCGUCUACCCGGAUCAAGAAAAUAGCCCCGCCAUUGCCGCCGCCGCCGUCGACGAGCCGACCCUUCUCAAGCUCUUCCAAUCCCAGCAGAGCCAUCUCAACUUCUUCUUCCAGCACCUCGACCUCCCCCAGACCCUCCGCUUCACCCGCACCCUCCUCCUCAAGGCCGGCGCCGGCGGCACCAUCUUCUUCACCGGCGUCGGGAAGUCCGGCUUCGUCGCCCACAAGAUCUCCCAGACCCUCGUCUCCCUCGGCAUCCGCUCCGGGUUCCUGCCCCCCGUCGACGCCCUCCACGGCGACAUCGGCAUCCUCGCCGACCGCGACGCCCUCGUGCUCUUCAGCAAGUCCGGCAACACCGAGGAGCUCCUGCGGCUGGUGCCCUGCGCCCGCGCGAAAGGCGCCUUCCUGAUCGCGGUCACGUCAACCGAGGAGAACCUGCUGACGCGAUGCUGCGAUAUGAACGUGUACUUGCCUCUGGAGAGGGAGCUGUGCCCCUUCGACCUCGCCCCCGUCACCUCGACCGCGAUACAGAUGGUUUUUGGGGAUACCGUCGCGAUCGCCUUGAUGGGCGCCAGGAAUUUGAGCAAGGAGGCUUACGCCGCCAAUCACCCCGCCGGGAGGAUCGGCAAGUCUCUCAUUUUCAAGGUAAAAGAUGUGAUGAAGAAGCAAAAUGAACUACCCAUCUGUAGGGAAGGAGAUUUGAUAAUGGAUCAGCUUGUGGAGCUAACAAGUAAAGGGUGUGGGUGCCUUCUUGUCAUAGAUGAAGAGUACCACCUGAUUGGCACUUUUACUGAUGGGGAUCUCCGACGCACUCUGAAGGCUAGUGGAGAGGGAAUCUUCAAGCUCACAGUGGGUGAAAUGUGCAACAGGAAGCCGAGAACCAUAGGCCCAGAUGCAAUGGCAGUUGAAGCUAUGGAGAAGAUGGAAUCUCCACCAUCACCAGUACAGUUUUUGCCCGUCAUCGAUCACCAGAAUGUACUGAUUGGCAUCAUCACAUUGCACGGUCUGGUCUCGGCUGGCCUCUGACUUGCAUUAUUUGGUUAGAUUCAAUUCUGUUCUUUUAGGAGGGGGAGAGAGGCUGCGCUUCUCCUGUGGAUCAGAUUAUUUGUGUUCGUGAACAGCUGAGUUAUUCGUUAGGUGUACUGCACCGUAAAAUACUCACACCCCUCUGUUGCAAGAGAGCGUGCCAUUUUGUAACAGAGUUUCAGCACAAAAAUUACACAAUCUAUGGUGGAAACGCUCACAGA